UUGAUCUUGCACUUCAGCUCAAGGACCUCAAAGCAGCUUAUGAGCUGGCACAUACAGCACAAGCUGAUGAGAAGUGGAAGUCAUUAGGAGAGCUAGCAAUGACACAGUGUCAGUUUGGUUUAGCCCUAGAGUGCCUCCAUCACGCUAAGGACUACAGUGGUCUCCUACUACUAGCUACUAGUGCUGGAGAUGCUGGUACCCUAGCUAAACUAGCUGAAACUACAUCUGAAGCUGGAAAGAAUAACAUAGCUUUUACUGCUAACUUCUUACUAGGAAGAUUGGAGGUGUGUCUCGAUAUUCUCAUUUCAACUGGUCGAUUAGCUGAAGCUGCUCUCUUUGCUAGAACAUACCUACCAAGUCAGAUAUCAAGGACAGUCAAAUUAUGGAAAGAGAACUUAUCUAAAGCCAACACGAAAGCUGCUCAAAGUUUAGCCGACCCAACAGAAUAUGAGAACCUUUUCCCCGAGCUCCAGUCUGCCCUCAAAGCCGAAGACUUCAUCAAAGAAGAGAGAGAGAACCUUCCGCCGGCUUCAGAGUACCUCAAAGCAACACCGGUCGGUGAUCGUAAUGUUAUUGAGGAGAUGUUAUCUGGUCCUGUCCGUGCUCCUGUUAAUAAUGGUGAUGGCGAUGAAAUAAAUUUAGAUUUAAGCGACGAAGAUCUGCAAGAUGUUGACACAGAAGGUAUCAAUCUUGAUGAUGAAGAGGAUUUGCUAGGAGACUAACUUUAAACUGUUUAUUUAAUUAUAAUAAUAAAAGAAAUAAUAAUAAUUGUGUUAUUAUUAUUGUUAUUGUUAUUAUAGGUGA
Amphimedon queenslandica is the source of this 804-nucleotide messenger RNA. RefSeq names its product coatomer subunit beta'-like. The transcript has 7 exons. The record is from RefSeq and is a predicted model, not a curated record. The coding region runs from base 99 to 722 and encodes 207 amino acids. NCBI's taxonomy places the organism in Eukaryota, Metazoa, Porifera, Demospongiae, Haplosclerida, Niphatidae.